This is a messenger RNA of Candoia aspera, 1128 nucleotides long. RefSeq names its product skin secretory protein xP2-like. NCBI's taxonomy places the organism in Eukaryota, Metazoa, Chordata, Lepidosauria, Squamata, Candoiidae. Bases 1 to 1128 code for a protein of 375 amino acids. The record is from RefSeq and is a predicted model, not a curated record. The transcript has a single exon.
AUGCCGAAAGCAGAGGGGGAUGAGGGGGGCACCGAGAGCGGCCCGUGGAGGGAGGGAGGGAAGCCCGGGGUGGGAGGGCUGGUCGCCAAAUCCCAGGGUGGCGGGGCGGCGCCUGGGUAUUCCCCGCGUGGGCCUGGGCUGCGGAGCCGAGGGGCGCUCGCGAAGCAGCGGCGGCUCAAGCGGCCGGGGGGAGGCCGGGGGCCCGAGCCCGCCGCCGCGCGCGCUGGCCGUGUCCACCCCGCGAACGGCCGCUCCGCCCCGGCGCCCGCCAGCGCCGAAAAGCGUCCUCGGCCCGGAGCGGAGGGGGCGUCCCCGGGUCCCGCUCCGGCGGCCGCAGAAGCGCCCCGCCCGGCCGGACCCCGCAGCCUCCCCUCCCGCAGCCUCACCUGGAAAGGCGCGCCCGGGCGCAGCUCGCCCUCUCCGGAGCCUCCCCCGGCCAGCGCGGCUCCGAGGCGGCCCCGGCUGGCUCCGCGGGUCGGCUCCUCCGCACAGCCCUCGCCGGGCCGGGGAUGCUGCGGAGCGAAGGGGCGGCUCCUCCUCCGCCGCCGCCGCCGCCGCCACCCGCGCGCCGCAGCGCUCCUCCCCGGCCGGGCGCGUCUCUUGCGCGCGGCCGGGCGGGCCGGCGGGCAGGUGUGCUCCGGCAGCCUCUCCGCCGGGCGGGCCGCGCGCACAGGGAGCCCCGGCUUGCAGGGGGCCUGUGGCGGGCGAGCUGCGCGCUGCGCGGCCAGCCGGGAAGCCGCGGAGGCCCCGGGGCGCGGAAGGGCGCCCCGCCUCGAGGGAGGCGGAGGGAGGCAGCGCAGUUGCGCCAGUUGCGCCUUCCCGGCCGCGCGCCCGGCAGUGGCGCUUCGGGGCUCCGGAGGCUGCGCGGCGGCGGCGGCGGCUCCCCCGGAGGAGGGCGCGCGGGUCUUCCCAGCCGAGGGGCGAAGUCCGCGCCGGGCGCUCGAUCUGCGCGGCCGCGGACUGGCGGGGCGCGAGCGCCGCGCAAAGCCAGCCGACCCGCGGGGAAAAAUUACGCGCGGCCCGAUCCUGAUUUGUUCAGUAUUCCAGGAAAGCGGGGGUGCCCAGAUGCAGGCCCGGGGCCGCCAGCGGUUCUCCGAACGACUUCCAAAGGUUGUUAGCGAGUUGUAA